Messenger RNA from Pelecanus crispus (Dalmatian pelican), 911 nucleotides. The record is from RefSeq and is a predicted model, not a curated record. NCBI's taxonomy places the organism in Eukaryota, Metazoa, Chordata, Aves, Pelecaniformes, Pelecanidae.
AUGCUGCUGGCUCUCCCACCUCAGCCUGCGCUGCAGAGACGCAGCGGCACGGUCCUUAGCACAAACUUGGGCUGCUUCUGGCCUGCAGAGCCUGCCCGGGUGAAGCUGCUGCCGUUGCCUGUGACAACUGCGGGCUUUGGCACGACGGGCACUCCUGAGGGACACCGGAGAUGUAGGAAGAGCCUCACCCUGCAGUGGAACCGGAGAAGUCUCGCGAGGGCAAACCGGGCCGGAUACCCGCUCUGCGAGGGAGCCUGCGGCUCAGCCCUGGCCGAGGGCGACUGUGCCCGCCCUAGAAGCGUCCGUCUCUGGCUGCGUGCCUCAGCCUUUCCUCCCGCCUUGCUGAGCAUCCCCCCUUGGAGGUAUGAGACCUCCUCGAAGAUGGAGCAGUUCCUGACCCGCUUCCUGCUGCGGGAAACCAUGCACCAGCUGCAGUCCCUGCAGGCCUCGCUCGAGUGUGCCGUGGACACCGUAGAGGAGCAGGCGGGACAGGAGAGAAAGGACAUAAAGAAAUCUGAGACCUCGGUUGGCCUCAGGUCGGGGAGACGAUGCGGGCGCAGAGGACAGAAGAACGUCUGUCUCUCUCCAACGGACCCCUAUUCCGGGAUGCUAACGACGGGGGUUUGUGUUGAAACCACCAGCCAGUGGCUGGCACAGAUCAACAGGCUCCAGCAGCUCAUCGAGAAACUGGAGUGCAGGAGCCCACGCCUGGAGCCACUGAAGGAGGAAGUGAUGUGCAAAGGAAGAGAUGCAGUCCAGGAAAGCCCUGGGCAGUGCCAGCAGCCAGCCCAGAGGAAGGCAACGCUCCGCUUGCGAGUGCCCAAAUCCCUCAGCGUGUCCGCCUGCAAGCUGACGGACGAGGCCUGCUUCAUCCUUUACGAGUUCUGGCAGGACGUGACUUCGUGGAGAAG